AAACAUUACUAUGCAAGCACUUUGUGUAUCCCCGCACAUCUCUUCGUGCGUCGUUCGCAUUCAUGCGGUGCAGUGCGAAUACAUUUUAAACAAUCUAAUGACUUAUAUCCUGAUCUGCAAAAAUGGACUUACAGCAAGAACAUGUGCUUAUGGAGUUGGAGAGCUAUGCACAACCAGACGAGCCGACGGCCAUACCUCGCGAGAGCAAAUCCGUGAUGGCUACGCAUGGCUAUUUGGCAGCAUGCAACCCAAUGUUUGAGCGCGGUUUAUUGUCACAUCAAAGAGUGACUGCUCAAAAUCAACACGUUCUGCACAACAUCUUGGAAGGAUAUCGCUACUUCGAAAACUGGACUAAAGAAUUGGAAGAUAUGAGCGACUUCCAACCUAACUCCCCCAGAGAGAGACGAUUUCUGGCAUGGCAGACGUGGGAUUUGCUCAGAAUUGCAGUGUCUGGAUUCCAGGUUGUAUGUGCUGAUUUCUUGAGUAGGCAUUGCGAUAAACAUUACAUUUCCCCGCUACGCAUCAACGGCAGCGCAGUGGAAAGUCUUUUCUCAAGGCUUAAAGCUUACACAGGUGGUAAACUCACAUCUAUAAGCUACCAGACAUCUAGAAAAAGUAUUAUCAUACAAGAUGAGACAAAACACCCUAGUAUCGAGGGAUACCGAGACGUACCGUUAUUCUAUCACUAUGAUGGUUGAAUGAACAGGUUGACCGAUAUCAUGCAUCAUAAACUGUAAUUUCGGGUUCGAUUAGUAGAUCCUAUUGUAAAUGCCAUGCAGAAAGUUUACAGUUGCUUUUUAGCCAAGCAGUAAAGUUCAUCGCGCAAGG
This is a messenger RNA of Priapulus caudatus, 828 nucleotides long. RefSeq lists its product as uncharacterized. The transcript has 2 exons. Lineage: Eukaryota; Metazoa; Priapulida; Priapulimorpha; Priapulimorphida; Priapulidae. The record is from RefSeq and is a predicted model, not a curated record. The coding region runs from base 123 to 698 and encodes 191 amino acids.